This is a messenger RNA of Pocillopora meandrina, 21902 nucleotides long. The record is from the annotation of a GenBank genome assembly. NCBI's taxonomy places the organism in Eukaryota, Metazoa, Cnidaria, Anthozoa, Scleractinia, Pocilloporidae.
AUACACGCGGGAAGAAAGAUGGAAAACAUCAGGAUACACACCAAGGCCAAUCCAAUGGCGAAAGCCACAAUCCUCGGCAAGUUUUUAACUUUCUGGUAGGUUUAUUUAUAUAUCUGUCAUUGAGUAGAAUCCAAUUGAAGUAUUGUUUUGACGGACAAACCUCAAUCCCAGAUGAGGGUUCGUUCCACUUCUGCCGCCUCACGGUCACACCGAGUUACAUAAUGUUAGUUAUUGACCAAUGAAUCGAUCUCUUCAGACUUUUCACAGUUUCCACAAAGUACAAUACAAUUAUUUUAUCGUAGAGUUGGAAACGGAUCAUCUGGACUUCUGCUCUCCACUGUUGAGUGUCUUUUUCAGUCAUAAAUUGAUACGUGUCGACGUUGUCCCAACGUUCAAAUCCAACCAAUUAACGCACUUCAAAAUUUCUGUAGUUUUGCUGAAAAUAACCGAACCUUUUUUAAAAUAAACUUAUAUGCACCCUCUGUAAGCUUGAAAAGACUUCUGCAUAACCCCAUACUUCAUUAUGCAAACAGUUCUUGGAUAAAGGAAAUAAUGACGAAAUUAGUCUUGGAUUGCCAGUAAUGGGACUGCGGCUUUCUUGGAGAAUAGGGUAAAAUUUCCGCUCAGCCCUAUACUACAUCAUGCAUUCUGUUCUUGGAUAGAGAAAACAACGACAAAAACAAUAGAUUGCCAUUAGGAAAACAGAUUUGUUUUACAAUAGUAUGGGGCUGUCCGGAAAUUUUACCACAUAAGAUGCUCAAUUUGUCAUUGCAAGCCUCUGGCUGUAUUACUCCUCAUUGAAUUUCUCCUCAAACAUUCUUCUCUUGCUUAUUUUUGAAUGCUACACCCCCUAUUAUUAUCACUAAAUUCACAACUUUUGAUUCUUCAUUUACCCUUCAAGCUAUCAUAUACCUUAACUGAAACUAUACUGUGACACCUGUAUCAACUUUCACACUCCCAAGGCCUUAAUAUUGGUUCUUCCAAUUGUUUGAUCAACGAGAAAUACCUGUCUGCAUGAUAGUAUAUUGACAUCAUAGGGAAAAUUACAUCUUCAUCACUCACGGGGGUCAAAGAGCUAAGUAGUGUCCACUUGAUAUAAAGUGAUCAUUUUAUUUAAUUUAUAGUAACCUUUCAACCCCUAAGAUUGACUUGCGUCUAAUUUGUCUUCACAAUAUCACCUGUGAAUCACACAUUCAGUUAGGUUACAAGAAUAAAGGAAAUGAUCACCAAAUAAAGAAGCCCUUGAUUGUAGUUAUUCUUCAUGUCAGCACCUUAGGAAAUAUGUUGAAAAAAACAGUAUUGAGGUUAUAUAAGUAUACUGGUGUCAUGUAACAGAUUGUAGAGGAUGUAAGCCAAUCUGAUUAUAAGUUAAAAUCAUCAUGAUUUUCAGGUGGAUGAACAAUUUCUUCAGUAAAGGAUACAGGCAUCCCAUUGAUAACUCAGAUAUCUAUAAAAUUCUGCCUGAAGAAGAGGCUAAAGGACUGGCUGAUAGACUUGAAAAGUUUGUUUAAUAGUCUUUUUUAGUUGUUUUUUUAUGUUAGAAAUGGUUAAAUUUGUGAUAAAAUUGUGUCUCAGGAGUAUAAUUUUAGACCCUUGUUGGUAUGUUUAAAUAGACUUAAUUUUUGGUCUCCAUGUGGUAUCAAUGGAACAAUUGUUUAGCUUAGUCAUGAUGAAAUUAAGUGGUAGACAUUAACCUCCUUGGUGAAUACUUGUGGAGUAUUCAUUGUUGGUAUGGAGGAGAUUGAAGUUGAUCUGGACUAGUGCACUGGCCAAUGCUUAGGCUAAAUUAGUUUAAAUGUAAUGUUACAUGCUAUUUACUGUUUGUAGACUUUGGAAUGAAGAACUGAGAGAUGCCCAGAGGAAGAGUAGAAAACCCCAGCUCAGAAAUGCUUUCAUUAAGUUCUUGGGAAUCCGCUAUUUCAUGCUUGCUAUUUUUCCAAUAAUUGAGGUGAGUCUGAUUUGUUUUUUGAAACAGUUUGGCGCAAAGAAAAUUUUAGCAAGUAGAUAAACAAGAAUGAGUCUUUGCCACUCACAUCAUUACAUAUUUAUCUUGCAUAUUAAAAGAUUUUGUAGCAGUUGCUAAGUCUUGGUUAUGUGUCUAGAUUGAAUGAAUCGUAUAUAAAGGUUGUAACUGUUCUGACUUGUAACCAAGGCAAUGGUGAUUGCAACAUUUGGGAUAACAUAUUUAAUGUGUGACAUUAUAAAUCCACAUGUUCCUCUCUUUACUUCAUCAAUUCCAGUAAAUGUUUCUUGGGGUUUCAUUUAGUAAUUUUUUAGUACUCAUGGACCUAAAAAAAGCCUCUUGUUCUCUUUCUAGCAGUGCACUUAGAGGAUGAAUAUUGAAAUUAGUAACGUGUGCAGAAUACUGCAUGCAAAUCAUGCAUGUGAUCUGAAACAUACAUGAUCUGAAACAUUGUGGAAGGAUGCCAGAACAUUUAGGCUGUACUUUCCUAGAUUGUACUAUAUAAGUUUUCAUUAAUUAGCAAAAUUUUGGAAAAAUUCGGAAAUGGGGUUGUAUUCAACAUAAAUAUUGUUUAGGGAAGUAUAUGAAAAAUUUAUAUCAUUAAUUCUUACAUUGAUGUUAUGCUAAUGUUAGAAAUAAUAGGGAUAUGUGCCAAUCAAAGAUUGUUAGUGUCUGCAGUAAUUAACAAGUCAUCUGUUUUGCUAUUUUUGUUCAGGAAGGAUUGAAAGUGUCAGCUCCUCUGCUUAUUGGCAGACUUCUCAGUUACUUCCAACCAGAUCCAGCCAUAAGUAGCACUGAUGCGUACAUUACAGCUGCACUUCUUUCUUUGUGUGCAUUUUCUGAAGGAGCCUUACAUGCUCCCAAUUUUUUCAUCAAUCAAAGGUGCGGUUUGCAUUUGAGGCUAGCUGCAGGGUCGCUGAUAUAUAGAAAGGUUAGUAAACUUAGUGCUAUUGAUAAGAAAUUAUAGAUAAUUAUUAUGUAUUAGGAUUAAAAUGAUUAUUGGAUAGUUUUGUGAUGACCCAUGAUGAUUGUUCAAAGACCUUUGAUUACCUUUUUAAUAAACUUGCAAGUUUUCUGUGUUACAUGUGAUCACACUGUGAUCACAAAAUGUUUUAAGUGGGAAAGUUAAAGUUUCCACCCUUGUUUAUUGUUCUUUCUAAUAACUGACAUGAAUGAUUUUCAUCUUUCAGGCACUGCGACUAAGUCAUGUGUCUUUUAUCAAAACAACAACUGGUCAAAUAGUGAACCUUGUUACUAAUGAUAUACAAAGACUGGAGUGGGUAAUGAAAACUUCUGAUCUCACUUACUUGUUAAAAAGAGAUAGGAGAGACAUCAGGGAAGGAGUUUAUCCUCAAACCAAUCAUAUGAUUAUGAGAAGUCAGAUCAAAAUACAAAAAGGGCUUUUCAUCAAGGUGUUGUGAAACCAAAAUGAAAUUAAUGAAGUUGAUCAAUCAGGACAAAGGGAAACUAAUUAACUCUUUAACUCCCAGAUCAGAUUUGUAAUUCUCCUUACUGCCAACCGUACAAUUCUUAUGAUCUUAGUUCAGAGAAUUUAUUACUGGAUCGACGAAUUAUCCAAAAUUGAUAUUUUUCUUUAUUCUCAUCACUUAUCUGGUUCAUAUCGUAUUGAUAUUGUAAGGAGAAAUUCUAUCUUGGUCACUCAUGGGAGUUAAAGGGUUAAAGACUCAGUCAGAAUGUAAAGCUGUGAUUUUCAUUUGUUGGCUAAGUUACUCUGAUUACUCAAUACAUUUGAAAAUUAAAAAGAGUGAAAAAAAAACUGGAGGACUGUCCAACAUCUUGGUAAUGCAAAGUUUGAUUAUUCACUAAUAAGUCAAAAAGUAAGUAACUAGUUUUGUAUCUUUGUUUGAAAAAGUUGUUGUCUUCUUGUCAUGGAUAGAUGUACAAAUCAAAUGAAAAAGCAAAAAAAAUUUAUUUACAUUAGGGUUGUUGGUAUUUUUAUUUUGGAAGGUGACAAUAUUUUUUCAUUAUACCUGGGUUGCUCCAUUGAUGGUUGUUGUCAUAGCAAUCCUUUGUUGGCGUGAAAUUGGAAUCUAUAUCCUGCCUGGUAUUUUCCUUUUCCUGCUUCUCGGCCCUUUUCAAGUCUAUGUUGGUAGAUUCUUUGCAAAAAUGAGGUAAAUGGAAUGUGAUAUUUUUAUAGCUGCCAACUUUUUUUGUGGCAGAUGUGUGACUAGGUGAGAUAUGUUCAUCCUAAAAGAUGUAGUAAUUUUUGAUAAGGACUAGUCAUAUUGAUGAAAAAAAAUUCCAUGAUUUCUGAAGAUUUCACAAAUAUUGCUAGAGGUGUCUUGAAUAGUUACCAAUUAGGCAGGAGGGGCUACAGCCUUCUCCUUCUUCCCCACAUUUCAGUGCCAAUGAUAUUACAAGCACAACAUAAAAUAAGUGCAGUAAAAUGUUUUGCCUCUUACCGAUAGUCUUUUAAAAUUGUUUCAUCAGGAUUGUGCUGACAAAAUUGUAUGAUUUUUUUUUGUGGUAGGACUUUUUUCAUUUGAAUAGCUCUGGCUUGUGGCAUAAAUCAAGGCAAUCAGAAGGGAGAAUUACUAUAGUUAAAUGGGAUUAUGGGAGUUAAAGGGUUAGAACUGCAAGUUUUAAGGAAAAGGAUGAUUCAACUUUCACAAUAUUCUUUUGCGUUCAGAUCCAAAACAGCUGUCCUAACAGAUGAAAGAAUUAAGAUGAUGAAUGAAAUUAUAUCAGGGAUGAGAGUUAUUAAAAUGUACACUUGGGAAGAGUCUUUUGCCAAGCUGGUGGCAGAAAUCCGAAGGUACAGUCUGUCAAGAAGAGAAAAUUUAUGACUUACAAUCUACAAACUACAUAUACUAGGUGGCAGUCAUUUACUAGAAAUAAUUUGUUGUAACAUUUUGCAGGGGUAAUGACAUUUCAUUUUUGGUUGAUCCUUGCUUUCCAAGAUGUUUUUAUUCUCUGAACAAAAUGUAAUUUUGUCCCAACUAAUUCAUGUAAUCAACUAAUUCAUGGUCAACUGAGUGACUCCCUAUUUCUAUUUAGACCAGCGUACAACAUAAAUUUUUUAACUAUCACAUGAAAUCCCUUAACUCCCAGAAGUGAUUAACAUCUAACUUCUCCCUGCAACAUUUAUAAAUCAUCCAGCAAACAGGUAGUGAGAAUACUCAAACAUGUCAAAUAGAAGUUAAUUGUCUUGAUCUAAUACCACUUAUUUUAAAGGAAAUAUGUGGUAGCUACAGAGGGGAGAAUUGACCACCAGAUCUGGGAGUUAAAGGGUUAGGGGUGCUUUAAAGACACAAGGGGAGUGUUAUUUAAAAUCAAAUCAGAAUUGGAUCCCUUCGGAGUUUGUUAGCAUCUACACUGUAUUUCACGUAUUACGUUUUUCAUGUAUGCAACAUCUCUAUCAAUCAAAAGGAAAGUUAUUUUUAGUAAAAAAAAUGUAUCUCAAUUGAAUUUUACAAACAGUAUUUUACGCUGCAGGUAAGGUUGUACCCAGUAUAAUGAUAACUCCAAGAGUAUUUUUUAUUUUAACCCUGUAGUGUGAAAUCCUUACUUUACUCUUUCAGGAAAGAAACCAAAAUGGUGAAGCACACUUCUUUUUAUCGAGCAAUCAAUUGUGCAUUUUAUCACUCUGCAUUGGCCAUUAUAAGCUUGGUAGUUUUUACUGUGUACGUGAUGACUGGCCAUAUCUUAACAGCAGAGAGAGUGUUUGUUGUUUUGGGACUACUCAUGGCUGUGAGGGUUUGCUUUACAUUGUUCUUUUCUCUUGGUGUGAUGUAUCUCAAGGAAUCAGCUGUUUCAGAGAAGCGUGUGCAGGUAAAAUGUCAUUAUCACUGCAUACAUAUUGGGUAUAUAUACGUGCAUGAUGUAAAGAAUAAGGAUCAAAAGGCUAAGCCCUGGCAAAAGUCAUUAUGUUGUUUUGCGGGCAAGACAGAAAUUGCAUGAAAUUAAAUGGUAUUCCCCCUUCUCCAGUCCUAGUAGUGUGGUACUCAACUUCUCUGAAAUUUUUCUAAACACAAUAUAAAUGUAUAUACAUACAUACAUACAUACAUACAUACAUAUAUAUAUAUAUAUAUAUAUACAUAUACAUAUGUGUUGUGAAACAGGCUUGUAGGGAUGAAAGUAUAGUCUCUCUGUUUUUUUCCCCUAUUGCAACAUAUAUCGCACUCUACUUCUGAGCACUGUAAAACGGAAGAAUCAAUACACAGACUUCCUCUGUGCGUGUGUGUGUGUAUUCUUAACUUUAUCUUAUAUCUUUUUCACUUGUAAGGCAUUCUUAGAGUUGGAAGAAAGAGAGCCAAGUGUGUCUAAUGUCAUUGAAAAUGGUGUUAGCAGCAAAGACAAUGUACCACUUCUGAAGUUGGAAGGAAUCACAGCAUAUUGGGACAAAGUAAGUUCCUCAUUAAUGAACUCGUUACUACAUGCAGUUGCUGAUUAAUAGACAUAUACUUAAGACUUACCCCUUCACUUAACUAGAGAUGCCACCCUAUGAGAAAAUUAUAUUCUACUAAAGCCAAAUCCACCUAACUUGACUUCCCCCUCCCCCCCUCAUGGGAAAAACUUAUGACAGAAUUCUGUUAUUAGGUUAAUGAUCAUUCAAUGAGACUGUUAGUUACAGGGUAGAAAUGAAAAAAAAAUUUGAAAUAUUAAAUCUUUUGUUUUGACACAAAGAAAUAUAGCUUGGAAAGAUGUUUAUGUCAUUUUGACUUUUGGAAAAUAGAGAGUUACAUGAAGAGUUAGGAUUUUUUUCAGUUAAAGUUACCUCUGAGUGGGAGAUUAUUUUGAAGACUUGUGCAGAGACCAGGAGUUACUGUUAAGUCCCUUUGUAAGAUGAAACUUUAGGAUAAUCUUAAAGAAUGGAGAUAUUUGUUCACAUACUGAUUAGUUUUCUGUUUUAUCUCAUUAAGCAAACAUAUCAUUUCAAAAGACAGAAUCCUGUUAAAGAAAUAUCAUUUAUUGUAAUCUUUUAUUUACAGCUUAUGCUGCUUGGUGGUAGGUGGUGAAAUACAUGAUUAUAAAAAAUGUAUUUGUAUUAGCAGGGAUCUCACAAAGGAUGUAAAUGUAUUAAGUAUAAUUAUCUUUCUUUUCAGUCUUUAAACCCCACACUGAAGGACAUUUCUUUAGAGGUGAAACAGGUAGGUAAUCAACUUCACUGUCUUGUAGCAUUACAUGUAUGAGCACAUCACCACGAUAUGGUAAGGGAGGGAAUUAUUUGCUAUUUAUUGAAUAGUCCAUUUUACAGUUACCUGCUUGGUUGCCAAGCCUUUGAACAGGAGUGAGGCUAAGGGUGACCUUGUUAUGAUACCAGCAUUGCUGUUUUUCAAAUGUUAAUUACUUUGUUAUCAUGCUAACUAGAUACUGGUCACUAUCACAACAAGGUCACCUUCAGCCUCACUCCAAAUCAAAGGCUUGACAAUUAAGUACAUAACUGUAAAAUGGCCAAUUAGUAGCAGGGCCCAAAGACAAAAGGAUUGAUUUUAGGUCAUGAAGCACGAAAGGAUCCUAGGGAGGUCCAUAAAACUUGAGCAAGAGCCAAUAAUUUACCCUGUAGAGUCCAUUCUUUUUCUUUCUUCUCUUCUUCUUGAGUGUGCAUCUAGCAGUGCUGUAUAUAGGCCUUUUGGCCUUUUUUGAACCUGUUUGAGCCAUUGCAAACAAGCUUCUGACAUGAAUUGUAUUGUUAUGGUGUUUUUCAAUAAAAAGAUGUGUGAGGCUGUGCAGGUCAUUGUUAGUAAAGUUUUGCUUUUUUGCAAUAAAUGGUUGAGGUAAAGGGAUAAUUUUUUCUUUUAAUAAAAUGAGGCAGCAUAUUUUUGUCAUGCUCUAAUACCAGAAAAUUUAGGUGUGCUUUAGGGAUAAAAAUAAAAUGUAUUUAGAUGAAAUCUUUUUUUUUUUGUAGGGAGAGCUUCAUAUUGUUGUUGGGCCUGUGGGUGCUGGAAAGGUGACUAACAUUUUUUGCAUAAUUUAUGUAUUUAGUAAAACUUAGCAAAUGGAAGUUCAUCUUGCAGCCUAUUGUACAUGAUUUGUACCUGACCAAACAGAACUUCAUUUCAGCUUUUUUUUAUCACUACGCAAUUUGCUAAUACAUGUGUCAUUUUGGUUUUAUUUUGGUGUCAUUGUGGUUCCUUCAGUCUUCACUUUUGAUGACUAUCCUUGGUGAAUUGCCAGUUUCUGAAGGCAUCAAAAAGGUUCAUGGAAAAGUGGGCUAUGCCUCUCAGCAGGCCUGGAUAUUCAAUGCAACAGUGAAAGAAAACAUUCUGUUUGGCAAGGAUUUUGAUGAGGAUCGGUACCAACAAGUUAUUGAGUGUUGUGCUCUAAAAAAGGUAGUAACAAAUUGCUUUUGUAAUGGCACUAAUCAGUUUUGGCUCUCACUUUGAGUUGAAUCAGAGUGCAAGCCUUAAAUGAUUCAGGGUCUAUAUGGGUCUUCAAAUGUUUCUGAAUUUAUGGAAUUUUACAAUCUUAUUUCUUAGGUCAGGAAAUUAUUUUUUAAGGUCUUGAUCUUACAGUAGUUCAUGGAGAACAUGAAUUAAACUAGACCUUGAAAAUACAUGUAAUUUUUCUUUUAUUGUGCAAAGGAGGGGAAGCUGUUUUGUUUAACCUUAGAUGUUUUAAGGUUUCUUCAACCUCUUAUAAACUUUAUCAUCUGCCAAUGGAUCAACUGAAUUUGAUUGUAAAUUGUACUUGCUGCAUGUAAAUACAGUAAAUCCCAGGUAACUUGAAUUCCUAAGGGAAACAAAAUAAGCUUUUGUCAGUUUACUUAAUGGGUGUUUGAUUUAGCUGAUAGUAGACAACUGAAAAAAUGGGUUAAGGAAAAUCAGAGCUUGUUUGAGUUGUCCUUGGGUUUGAGCUAACCAAGUGAGAGUUUGCAGGGUUCAGCUGAAGUCUAAAAAUUGCUAACAUAAUUUUUUGAAUUUGUAACUACAGGACUUGGAGCUUUUCCCUAAAGGUAAUUCAACCAUUGUUGGUGAAAGGGGUUUGGUGCUUAGUGGUGGACAGAAGGCUCGCAUUAGUUUAGCAAGGUGAAUAGGAUUGCUUUAUUUAUUUGUUGUGUUAACCCUGUACACCCCAACAUGAGUAUGCAAAUUCUCUAUACUGUUCCAAAAACAUUUCCCUUGGUGCUGACCAGGAGAAUUUCUUUCAAUUAAUAAUCAAGAGUUUCCUUAUUUGGUAAUCAUUUCCUAUAUUCUCAUGAACUUGAUCAGUGAUUCAGGGUGAUAUUAUUAGGAGAAAUUAGAUGUUAGUCACUCUUAGGGGUCAAAAGAUUAAUUCUUUAUUAUUGUUAUGCAAAUUAUUGCAAACUUCAUCUUAGCACAGAUUGUUACAAGUUAUUGAAGGAUUUUGUCACCCUAUUUACAUCUUGAAAAGUUUACCCUAAAUUUUUAAGUAUAUUAUCUGCAGUCCAUUAGAACCUUCUCUUCCUCAACCAUCACCUUCUCCUCCAGUUUAUCUUUACCUCUUUUAUGUUGGAGCACUGCAGCCAACAGGUAUCAUUCCAGACAUGGACAAUUUUCAGCAACCUAAAAAAUAACUAAAUAUAUUUUGAAAUAACUACUUACCAUGAAUUACUAGUACACUGUGAGGGGAUUACUUUGCACUUAGAAUACUAUAUUUUAUUACUGGUAAUAGCCAUAAAUAUCUCCACCUACCUAGACUCAAGAACAAAAAGAUGUGAGAGUGAAUAACAAUUUCUUUAUACUUUUUCAAUGCAGGGCUGUUUAUCAUGAUGCAGAUAUCUACCUCCUUGAUGAUCCUUUGAGUGCUGUAGACACGCAUGUUGGCAGAGAACUGUUUGAUAGGUAUAGGGACCUAAAGGCUGGUGUUCAAUAAGGAUGAUGUCAGAGUUAAACUUUUAAUUAAUCAAAGUUUGAAUUAACAAGGAAAGUCUUGAGCUCAAGACUUAUCUAAGACAAGAAGUCUAUUUUCCAAUAGAUAAUAAUGAAUAAUAAUAAUAAUAAUAAUAAUAGUAAUAAAAACAGAGUAAUGGCCAGCAUAGGUAAAAUGCUUGUGAUUCUGUUGGUUUGAUUUUUGCAAAAUUUUGUCACUUUUCAGCAUCUGAUUACAAAGUCUGUUUACUCCAUCUUAGCAAAAACUUAGUCUUAACAGAGUAUUUUUAUUGUAGAAUUUUAUUUAUUCAACUGAAUUUCUUAUUCAUUUCUUUGUGAAAAGAACUGGCAAUAAACAAGCUAACUAAGGUAAUGACCUGUUCUUUUUACAGGUGCAUCAGUGGUUUGCUAAAGGAUAAAAUCUGUGUACUGGUAACUCACCAGCUACAAUACUUAAAAGAUGGUACUUCAAUAUUAUGUUUGCAAGAGGUCUGUAUUGCAAAAAAAUUUCAAAGUGGGGUUGUGAAUAAGUGCUUAGCACCUGUCAGAACUGGCAGGCCAGACUAGGAUUUUUAAAAAUGCGUAUUUAGCAUUUCUCUGGAUAUCUUCAUUUUUUUCUUUUAAGUUUCAUCAGAAGAAUAGAUUUCAUUUAGAAUUUAACUGAUCUCAAAACAUUUGUCUUGAAAAAAAAAAACCUACUUCUUUUAGUAGAUGUCAGAGUUGUUUUCACCCUGUAAGACAAGGAACACCCAUCAAAAAAAUGUUGAAUUCCACAACAAAUAUUGCAAAGGGGUUUAGCUACUUGCCAUGAUAUUAUUAGUGCAUUUCUGUCAAGCUCUUUACUUUGAAAGUGAUAGUUGGAAAAAAUGUUUCAUAUUCACUGAAUUCAUCAUAUUGUUCAAAUUUAAUACUUUUCAGUUUUUCACCUUCUCUUUUGGCAAAACUAUGUUAUCCUGCCAUUUCAUUUUCCUAUCAAAUGCCUUUGGGUACAUUUCUGGGUAUAUUGUUGUCCUGACUGUUAGAAAAAUUUGCUGUUGCUUUUUAUUUAUUUCUUUUAAACUUGUUUGUUUUCAGGGCUGUUGCAUAGGUCAAGGUACUUAUUCAGACUUGGCCAAUUCUGGUCUUGAUGUACAGUCUCUUGUCUCCUUACCUGAGUCUGAUGAUGACAGUGCCAUUGAGGCUGAUGAUAUUGAAGUAAAGGAAAAAGAAGGGGGUAACACCACUCAAGCAAAUGCUGUAAAAGCCAAGGUAAGAAAUUUCAUUAUUGUUUGUCAACCUCUUUUGAUAAUUCACAUGUGAGAAAGAGUAGAAAAUUGCUUGACUGCACUAUUUUGUCAUGCAAUGAACACAAGAAAAGUAAUAUACUUAUAUACAACUGGAAGAUUUAACCCAAACAUCAGCAGGUAUAGGUAAAGGUUGUUAAGCAAAGUCUGUACUCGAGCCAAGUGGCCUGUCUAGCCAAAGUUUAUCCCAGUUUCCAUCGCAUGAAGCGACAAGGAGUACAUGUGUUACUACUCCUCAGUGAAUGCCAGUCCAUUGCAAGGAUACUCCCCAGAUUUUUAUCGGGCUUCCCUGGCAAUUUACCAGUACUCAUUUGUACUCCUGGGUCGAAGAGAGGCACUGCAAUAAGUGAUGACACGUUUUACUGAAGAAAAUAACACAUUGACCCGCCAGGUCUCAAACCCAGACUUAUCCAAGAGUCCAGCGCAUUGACCAUUAAGCCACUGUCCCUCCUACCAUUAGUAGGUAUAGUUAUAAGUUAUGUUAGAUGUCUUUCCAAAGAACACAAAACAGUGACCCACCCUGAGUUUUAACUUACUUGUUACUGUUUUUGUUAACAGAAUUCAUCUGAAACAAAAGCCGCAGUAAAAGAAGAUCGCCAUACUGGGACAGUGACUUGGAAAGUGUACUUUGAUUACUGGAGGGCGGGAGCUGGAUUUCUUAAGGGACUGAUCCUCGUGCUACUUGUCAUUUGCACUCAGGUAGAUAGACUAAUUACGUCUUAGAUAUAAACCUUAAUAUUUCUUGUCAAUUGAGUUGGGCAGGACUUGAGGUUAACUUGUUGGAUAAUGACGCAGCCCAUUAUUUGCAAAAUUGAGGGAUGAGGUGAUUAUUUAGCAAAUUCCACUGAAUAGACUUAUUAAGUGAAGGAUUUCCCACAUAGUCAUAUGGUGUCUUUAUUUUGACUCUUCAAGACGUACCCCUUCAUGCUGUUUUUAAAAGUAUCGAAAAACCUUUUCCGUUAUAAAGUCUGUAAACAGCAGACGAGCUUCGAAGUCAGGCUUCAACGUGGUUCGAAUCCAUGACUACCAGAUACUACCAACUGAGGAAAGUUUUGGAGGUUUCUUCUUUCCCGUGGAGGAAUAGUUGAACAUAUUCAUACCCAUUCCUUAGGACAAUUGAUAACAAUCUUUUUUCAACUUUUAGGCAGUAGUCAUGCUUUCAGAAUGGUGGCUCGCUCAUUGGUAAGGUCCUGUUUUUAUUUGAAAUUCUUUUAUUACGUACAAAUAUUCAGAAAGUUAUUGGUCUGUCCCAAAUUGUCAUAACGUCAUGAGACGGGUGUUAACCACAGUCACGUUGGUUUUACCGCUUUCUUAGAGACUGCGCAUUUCAUUCCAUCAAAAAAAUUAUCAAAAAGACUGAAUGAAGUGUUGAACUAAAUAAAUUCAAUAGCAUCUAAGUUGUUGUACGUGAUGACGUUUCCUGAAUGUUCAGUAAAAAAAACUUGUUGUUCCGGACAUUCAGAGCAAUUUUCAAUUGAGUGUUGAAAUCAAUCUGGGAUUGCUUUCGUUUUACUUAACUUUGCUCUGUGAUUGGUCCAGAAAACUCGUUCCAUCGUCUCGACCAAUCAGAUAAAAAACUGUUAAAAAAUGGCGAUUAGGUCCAAUCGAGCUCUCCCGCGCUUCAAGCAGUGUGCUUGUUUUCGCUUUAAGCUCUCAUUGGCUGAUGAUAAUGUAAACCUUUGUUGUGAUUGGUUGCUGGGAUUACUUUGUUUUUGGUCUUUUAACACUCGAUUCAAAACUUCUCGAUGAACAUGUUGAGAGUUGAGUUCCUACCAUUACACUUCGUUAUUACAUGUACUUUACUUAUAGAGACGGUUUGAAACCAGGAUGAAUAGUCAAUCGUAUGGUGUGCUACUUUGAAGUAGGCUUGUCCUAAUAUAUACUCUUGUCGGCGAGAGUUAGUGACCAGUAGAAGUCACUAUAUGGUUAUCUUCAAAAUUAGCUUCUUGAGGAAGAUCGCAAUAUUUAAUCAAAAGAAGAUAUUCUCGUUUGAGUCUGUGUUGGUGCAUGUCAAAUUUCAGGGCGGAUGAAGAGGAAAGACGCGCCUUCGAAGCCGAAAUUCUUCCAAGUAACUCAACAAUUCAGGCGGAGGACCUUGAUAAAUUCAGGAAACAGAACAUUUCUAUAUAUGCUGGCCUCGUGGUUGGUACAUUCAUUCUAGCAUAUGCAAGUGCAGGUGCCUUCCUCUUUAUUGCUGUGUCUGCAUCACAGAACCUUCAUAAUAACAUGUUCAGGAAGCUUCUUGGCGCGACAAUAUAUUUUUUUGAUACAAAUCCUGUUGGUAAGUGUUUUUUGAAAAGCUGGAUGAUAAAUAAUGUUUGUACUUUCUUUUCAGUCAUUCUGGUUAUUUAAUGCUUGAAAUGGAAAUGGCUUUUGUUAAAGUACCAUAUCUUAUGCCAACAAGAUAGCGGUAUGGACACUUGAAAAACUGAAGUCGUUGCCAAUCAAGUGCAAAAAAGUGUAGUCCUGAUGUCAUAGUAAACUACUCCUAGUUCGUCAGUGUAGUUUAUAAUUUCAUUGGUCUUGCUUCACUGCGCUCUUUGAUUGGUCAAGUUAGUAACCUUCUCAGAAGGGAAACGGAACGAAGAAAAUUUUUCCGAGAUGCCCAAAGCCUCUGCCCUAAAACGAAGCAAAGUGCGUAGUCUUCGAUAGGGAAGGAAAAUCAGUCUAAAUUGUUAUGUAGAUACCACUCAUUUGAUUUAAUAUCAAGGGGGUUUUUGUACUCUUCUCCAAUUUGAAAUCGACGGCGUAAGAUUUCGGCAGUGGUUUUUGAAACAUGUUAGGCUGGUUGCUCGUUGUAAGUCAAAGUUGUUAUCGGCUCCUUGUGAUAUUUUUCCUUCUUCUGAUUGGCCGUACAACACUCGGACGAAAACCGUUAUGAUACAAUAAGUUAUUUUGAACAGAAGUUUUGUUUUGUAUCCUUUUUCUUUUUAUUUAUUUAUUUAUUUAUUGGCAAAAUCUGACCAGGCUGGCCGAGUUCAGCUGCAAGCUGGUUUGAAGGGGGGCCUAUUAAGUUAUAAAUUGAUUUCCUUUUCGUUUCAGGACAAGUGUUAAACAGGUUUUCAAAAGACAUUGGUCAGAUGGAUGAUCUUCUACCUUACACAUUUUAUGAUUACUCUCGGGUAGGUGCCGUCAGGUGCGUUUACGUGUUAUUUUCCGUGGUAAAUUUUUGUCAAAAGGCUUUCUUGAAACUACCCACAGUUUUCAACGGAUCCACCCCUCCAAAAACACGGUAAUGAAUUUCACUUAACCUCUUCAAUACCUAGACUAAGUUGUGUUUGUCGGUUUAUUCUUCUAUUAAAAAAGUAUGGUAGAAUUCUGGACACCUGUCUAGGCGGGUGAUUUCACCAACCAGGGGAUGAUUUGGGAUAUUUGAUAGCCCCGAUGACAACUCUUCAAAUUCGUUAAUUGCGUGACUCAUUUACACCUUAUUUUAUAUUCACCACAUAGCUGAUGCUGCAGGCAUUUGCAGUCCUCAUGCUGAAUGUGGUGUUUGUGCCAUACUUGCUGGCAGCAGCUAUACCCAUCGUGCUUCUGUUUCUGUUCAUACGUCACUACUACUUAAAGACCGCCAGGGAAGUUAAACGUAUCGAAGCAAUGAGUAAGUUGCGACUUGUCUUCUUUCGCGCAAAGCCAAUGUAUAUAGAGAGGGGCUGAAUGUUCACGAUAUUUGAAAAUAACGUUUAACAAUGAUAGGAAAGUAUCGAAACGAAAUUGUAGAAGAUCAAGGAAAGAGUUCUUCCGUAGAGGUUAGGUACGGAGAAACCUUAAGUUCCAGACAAUGAGUGAACCAAUUGUUUUUAAGAUUACUUUCAUACCCGUUGCGCCAUAUAAAAAUAGAAUUACAGGGAACAGGGUAAUGGUAUCUUUGGAUUACUGGGAAUCGUCAUUUUUUUUCAAGGGGUUGCGGUGCGGGGGGUGGGAGGAGGGGGAACGUACGGACGAUAUUGUGACACAGAUAAACCUGGUCUAUCUCAUCAAAGAGUUUUCUGUAUCUCUGAGGUAGAGCACUGCACCGCGAGGUUCGGCGUUCGAUCAAGUGUGGAGGCGUAGUUGUUUGAAUUGCUCCACGCUUGUGACAAACGAAUGUUAUCUACUACGAUGUUCCAUUUUAUUGAAUUGCAUUUCGAUUUCUGUUUCCUCUUUAGACCGGAGUCCAUUUUAUUCCCACAUAUCCACCAGUCUUCAAGGCCUGACCACCAUCCGAGCUUACAGAGCAGAAAAUCGAUUCAAGAAUCAAUAUGAUGUGUACCAAGAUAACCAUACGGCUGCUUGGUUCCUGUUCAUGACUGGAUCGCGGUGGCUUGGAGCCAGGCUCGACUUCAUAUGCACAGUGUUUAUUGCCUCAGCAGCAUUUAGUCCACUUUUUCUGGCUGAAGGUGGAAUUCGUAAGUGAAUUUUCUGUUGGAGGUGGAGAUUCUCUGGUUUUCCAGUCACUACAUAGCUUCGCCGUUGGUCCUGUGAAUAUUGGAAAUUUCCUUUUUUCCCUUGGCGAAACGUUUUGUUUGUUGUUUGGGGUUUUAGACAAACUCUUAAUCUUCCUCAAUUCAACAUUUAAAUAAGCUGGCGCCGUUACCUUUUAAUGGCACGCGUGAAACAGGUUGAACGAACCCUUUAUUAAAUUUUUUUCACCAAUCUGAAACACCGUCCAAGUCUGGCGAGCAGUUCUGAACCAAACCUUUUUUAUACCUUGAUACAUUGUUACCCUUGUAUUUCCCUACAAACAUCUUACGAUGUUAAGUUAGAAGCAUCCGAAUCCUUUGAAGGCUUCUAUAGGUCAACAUAAUUCACUAGUGUCUCGCUAUUGGUUGACGCCUUUCUUGUUACUGUGAUUUAUUUGGAGUUUGAUGGGAAAACAGGUAAAAAAAUGGCUGGUACCUUUAAGUUUCUACUUUUCAUUUCAAAAGUUACUUUUUACGGUUUCACUUAGAGCUGCAUUGAUUCCCGUGUAAAUCACAAAGUUUAUGCUCAUAUAUCUCUGCAUCUCUGGCGUGUUCUUGUGGAAAUGUGUUCCUGAAUUGCAGUUCCAGCAUUUCAAUAUUCUUUCCUAGGUAUGUCUGCAGGAAUAGUCGGCCUAACCCUGACUUACGCCAAGAUGUUAACAGGAGGGUUUCAAUGGUGUGUGCGACAGAGUGCUGAAGUGGAAAAUCUCGUAUGUGGCACAAUUUUAUCAUUUUUAACUAGUGUCUUUUUCAGAAGACGUAUGCUUCAGAAAUCCUAUGUUGUUUUCUCUGCCAUACGAGGUACAGAUGAGAUUGGUUCCCCUAAGGGAACAGUCACCGGUAGUUAUUCAUCGCCCGGGGGGGUCGGAGAAUUUUAUUUGUGUCACAAUAAAAUUUACCUGAUCUUCCUACAAGGAUCUGUAAAAUUCUUAUUCCCCCCCUUAGGCAGUGAAUCUGCAGUCAGUUUUCUAAAACCCCCCCCCCUUUAUUUUCUUUUGGUGACGACUGAUCCCCCCUUCCCCUUACUCUCAAUACUACCUGAUGCCCCCCAAAAUCUUCCACCGCCCCAGGUGAUAGAGAGUGACUGGUCCUCUACUGGGUAUUGAAAUUUUAAACGAAAAGACAUGUUACACAUUUUGAUAACAAAUCGCAGUAGGUAGUUAGCUUCUAACUUGCUAGUCCUUUUGAAUGGUGGAGAUAAAAAUGAUGUGGUUUAUGGAGCACCCUUCUCUUUUAAUUAUGUUAUUUUGAUAACGCACGAGUGUAAGAAAUUGUACAGUUGUGAGUCCCCAUCUUCAAAGUUUCCAACUUCAUACAAGGAUGCUCUGCCGCUGAUCCGUAGAGAACUCGUUUUUAUGUGACAAGUGUCAUUCGUCCUGUGAGAAGGAGGGGAAAAAAAAGGAAUAAUUUUGGUUCGCCUGUCGAUAGCACAAAGAGGCUUGUCACGAAUUCCAACUUUAGUACCCCGUAUUGCCAAAGAAAGAGCCUCUCUACCGGUUGUAAUUUAUCCGGAUACCUUGAAAUGGAAUUCAUUUGUUGUCUUACAAGUCUGACCCUUUUUCCUAUUGUCCUUCAGAUGACUUCAGUGGAGCGUGUUAUAGAGUACUCAAAGUUGGAACAGGAAACCCAAUCCCACGACAAAACUGUUUCAGUACCAGGCAGUUGGCCUCAGUAUGGGAUAAUUACAUUUGAGAGCUUUUACUACAGACAUCAUCACACAAUGCCUCAAGUCUUAAAGAAAUUAAACUUGUGCAUACGGGCGCAAGAAAAGGUACGUUUAUUUCCAAAUAUUUUUUCAACUGCUUCGUGCCCAGAAGUCUCUUAAUGAGUGAGGGAAAAAAAUUAGCGCUUCAAGGCGAAAUGGAAAUUCGUCUCCUCUUUUUUUCUACUCGUGUUCAUUCUCGUCGCCAGUCGUUUAGGAGAGUGUUCGCGCAACUCAUCAGUACACUGUGGGAGGCAGGCGUUUCACAUUUUUAUAUUUGUCUCAUAUCUAUGGAAAACCCUGCCUGUUGUUUGAAAUAUGGCGCUGAUCAUGUAGGUAAGAAUACAGCAAUCACCAUGCACAAGACUAACACUUUAACUCACUUAAGUAAAUGAAGUCUUACUUAGCGCGAGGUUAUUAGGCAAUCAGCGGAUCUCAAUAUUUCUUUGAAAUGUUUUGAGAAAACAAGUGAUUUCCAGUGUUACCAAAAGGCUGCCUUGACCUUGCUAGUAAAAGUCAACGUGUAGAGAGAUCGGGAUGAUUUUUUUUUUUUUUCAUGAGUUGAUAAUGUGUAUUGGCCACUGCAAAGAGUUUCUAGAGCUGACGCUUUGGGGUUAGCUUGUCGUCAACCCUUUGUUCAUUCGCUCUGACAAAAGGCUAAUGCACGAAACUUCAGUUAAAGAAAAUCUUUACGGUUGGAAAAUGGCUUGGCUAAAGAGAAGAUGGUUUAGAAGCAGUUUUGCUAAAUUGCGCAAUGUCGCCUUUUACGCCACAGUAUGACUGCUGUAAAUCCUCAUGGGUCGAUUGUUUUCUAAGGUUUUGAGACAGAGGCUUUUAAGAGAGGAUGGAGGGAGGGGGAGGCAACAUCCUUCAAUCUUCCGCCCCUCCUCAAUGAUCAUCGUAUUUCUGUGGUUGAAAACCCUGGAGAGUUUAAAACAGAAACCAAAAGGGCAGGCAUUCAAAUGGAAGAGUAUUUUGAACUGGGACGCUACCAUCAGCUUAAACGAUUUACUUGCCGUCUACGGAUCGCCCUUUACAUAGCGUUUUUAUAGCAUUCUGUUUUGCGCCGGGUUUCUAUCUUAAAGUUCUUACAUAUAGGAGAGUAAGACGGAAAAGAGACUUGGCAAGGCGUUUAUGGUAAACAGUCUACGGUGUGUGAGUGAAAAUGGAACAUUCUGACUUGAAACCAAGGGCCGAAAAGAACGUGAGAUUGUGUUUCAAAGUGACGUCUGUUUUCUUGUUUGGUUUUAUUUUGUUCUCCGAGGUCGGUGUUGUGGGCAGAACUGGAGCUGGUAAAUCAUCAUUAAUGGCUGCGUUAUUCAGGAUGGCUGAACCAGAAGGCACAGUUCGUAUAGACGCUGUUCCCAUCACGGAUGUUUCAUUACGUGACUUGAGAAGCAGCCUAUCCAUAAUUCCACAGGUAACGCAAUCCUAAGUCAAAUAAGAGUCUGGGAAAAUGUGGGAAAUGUUGCCUAUUUCGUGAAAGAAUCACCUAUGGGCUUACAUGUGAGAUGACGAAUGGCAGCAUCUCCUUCUUUGUUUAAUUUUAAAUCCCUACAAAUGUGAAGCAGCUCUUUUUUUGGUCGUCCAAGUAAACAACAUUGGCAAGGAAAUGUACUCCACGUACCUCAGGAUAAAAUAUUUUGGGUGUAUAAUGACUGAUAACCAAAUUCAACCAAUCAACUGCGCUUCAAAAACUCGACGGCACUUUCCACCAAUGUGGAUUUUUUUCUUUGAAAUUUCUUUGAAAUUUCUUUGAAAUUUAGAAAUAUUUUGGGAAUUACUCUGUGUCGAGAAGAACGACUUAAUCGAGAGAAAACUUAACUGUACACAGUAGCACUGGUUAGUUUGGGACUACGAAAUUUGCUCACAUCUCCUAAUUUCGAAUGUCAAUGGUUACACGAAAAAAUAAUUUCGGACAUUUGGACGUGUUCGUGGUUUGCUGAGAUUGAUGGUAACAUUUUAAGUGAAUUUUUUAAUAUUUUUUUCAGUGGCCUCGGAACCAGACUGUUUUUUCUUUCUUUUUCUUGUAUUAAGUUAUAUUUCUUACCUAUGUCAAUAUAUUUUUUUCUUUUAUCAAGGACCCCAUCCUAUUUAGCGGAAGUCUGCGGAAAAAUUUGGAUCCUUUUAAUCAAUACAAUGAUACGGAAGUUUGGAAUGCCUUAGAAGAGGUAUUUUGUAAGGAAACAAAGACUGAAAAUAAAAGCAUGGAAAUAAAAUACAAAUCUGAGAAUUAUAUUUCUAGUGAAAGGAAACAGUUGCGUGAACUAAAAGUCUGUGUUGUCGCAUGUCUCAUGUCUCCUUCCCAGGUGCAACUCAAGGAAACAGUUACUGAAUUGCCUGAUGGUCUGAACACUAAACUAACGGAGGGAGGCUCGAAUUUCAGCGUUGGACAGCGGCAACUUGUAUGUCUAGCGCGCGCGGUCCUGAAGCACAACAAAAUACUUAUCAUUGACGAAGCAACAGCGAAUGUAGAUCACACGUAUGUAUUUUUGUUAUUUUAAAUGGAAUUAUGGGACAAUCCUGAACACACGAAGAAACCAGACUAACGUUUCGUACUCCGGCUCAGAUAACUUAUUUCUCGCUGCGUGAUUAGUUUAUUGCACUAGCAGUGUAAACUGCGACUAGCUCCAUAAUGCUGCAGUAUAUGCAUACUUCAAAAGUGCCAAAAACUAAUUGGAAAAAAAAAUAAUGAUAAUAACAACAAAUGAAUUCUGCGGAGUGCGUUGUGCUGGCUUUUAAGCUAAUGAAACCCUUGACGGUUGAGAAAGCAAAGAAUAGCGUAUAUUGCAAAUGACUUUCUGUGGAAAUUCUUUCUUAGGGUUUAAAAUUGGACAACCAGGGUUUAUUGUAGCCCCUUAAAUAAAUCUUUGCUUCAUUGCACAUGCCAACAAUAAAUCCUGGAACGAAAGACCACAAACGUCUCUUUGUUUCAUUUGCGUAACUAAUUUUUUAAAAAAUUUUUCGUUAGCACGGACGCUUUGAUUCAGGAAACGAUUCGCAGCAAGUUCCAAAGCUGCACAGUGCUCACUAUUGCUCACAGACUUAACACCAUCAUGGACUCUGACAGAGUAAUGGUAAGUUUGAGUGCACAAUAUGCUCUGUAUGAAGUUGCGUGAUCAGUGUUUGGAUAGGCAGUACGUCCUUGUGAUUGAUGCCAUCUCUCAUUUUGGCUAUGUUUCGAAGUUAAACGUCUCUCUUCUCUUCGUGGUUGAAGUUUUUAUGAGGCGGACAGGCGGAGACCUUGCCGCUUCAGCCUUUAACUUCCUGUCUUGUUCGCCUCUAGUUGUUCCUUUCUCAGCUGUCUGUAUCGCAUGCUACAGACCCCUUUGAAAGAAGAACGAAUUAGCCAUAUGUUUAUAAACGUUGUUUUUUGGCUGAGAUAAGAUGAACUCUUUGCCGUUUGAUUUCAAACGUAUAUUGGAAGGUGUCGGGCUCUUAUUCCCACCGGGUACUCGGAUUUUUUCUUUGUUCCUCACUGUUGACAAAUACCUAGCAUCUUACUCUACUCAAUUCUCAAGCUCAAAAUUUUGCAUCUCUUUGCUUACAGGAGUUUUAAGGGUAUUCGCCUAACAUAUUCAUUGACCAGCACACAUAAUAAACUUUCACUUUUUGCUUACUUUUGUUGUGUUUUUCACUUUAAUCGUAGGUACUUGACGAGGGGAGACUUGUCGAGUUUGACGAACCUUACCUUUUGCUCCAGAAAGAGGACAGUCUGUUUUCGCAAAUGGUGGAACACACAAGCAAACAUUUGGCGACAAACCUAUAUGAAGUGGCGCGCCAGUCAUUCUUUUUGAGACACAAACUCAGCGAUGAUGACGACCUACUAGAUAUGUUACCGAAAGUCAAAGUUGAAAGUCCGUUACAGGAACUGAAUAUUGACAAUAGCAGAACGCCUUCACCAAUUUUAAGAUCUAGUUCCUCCUUAGGAAAAGAGAGAUUACUGUAUGAAACAACAGUUUGACUUCUUAUGUAUCACAUAACAGUUUGACUUACUAUGCAUCAAACAACAGUUUCACUUACUAUGCAUUAAACAACAGCUUCACGUAUUAAACCAGAGUAUGCAUUGUUCUGUUUCCCUUGAAAAAUGUUCUUUAAUGUCUUUAACCCUUUUCUGACAAGCCUCCAUACUAGGCCCCCUACCAGGCCCCUCUCUAAUAAGCCCUCUCCUUGAUAGGCCCCGUUCGCCUCUAAAUGCCCCUCCCUAUUACGCCCCUCGCCAAUAAGCCCCCUUGUGUAGAACUUCAAAAUUAUGACUCCCCUCGCCCGUGAAGAAAACAUUGUAAACCAGCAGUUGUUUUAUUCAGUGUCAUUCAUCCACGCCACGUAGCGUUUCAGCAAAUGAUAUACCUUCAUCCAAAAGCCCGUGUUAGUCUCCUUUAAGAAUAUCGCAGUUUUUAAUAGCCUUGAUGGUUAAUCACUCACAGUUAUCUAGUAAGCUAGUUAUUUUUAGACUGUUUAAGGUUGGUUAGUACAACGUACUCCAGUAUGGAGGCUGUUCUUCAUAUUUUCUUGCGUCACGGAAUAAAAGAGGUUGAGAUAAUCAUUAUUUAAGCAUAUAAUGAGAGAAAAAUUGAAUUACGCUUCAACGUUGGUCAGGAUCAGGAAAGAUAAACAACUAUGACUCAGUUAUAGGAUUCUAGAAUAAUUUUAAAAGAAGGUAAAGCACUAGGAAAUCCUAUUGUAAAUUGAGCUUUGUAUAUUCGUAUAUUCGUUGGG